UACGAGGCCCACACAUUGUUUGAAGAAUGUGGUCCAAUAAUUGCGAUGCAUAUAUGUACGCGCGUGAACUACUACUUGCUUUACCUACACUAUAUAUAAGGGUUACUCAUACAUUUUCUCACUUUCACUCAUACAUUAUCGUUCAAUCUAGGGUAACUUCUCUCCCAAUCCCAAGGCCCUUCAAGCUAUUCAGCACCUUCAUUACUAUUUACGAAUAUAAAUGGCUCAAUCAGUCUUUUUGUAGCUGAUGUGGGAAGAAGUGCACUAUACUCUUUGAAUUAUAGAUACAGUAUGUCGCCCUUUGAAUCACAUAACUUCAUCUGAUCUCUUUCUCUCUUCUCUCUCAGCUCAUAACACAGUUUCUCUAUUACACACAAAGCUACUUCCUUCUACUUAGUUCCUUGGUCUCUCUCUCUCAGAGUUCACGUUUCAUUUUUCUGGUUAGUAUUACGCUUCCGUUAUGAGCCCCCCUCUCCACAGACCACAUUAUUUCCAAUAUUUGUACUUAAUAUAUCAGUUUUGUGGGUUUCGUUAGCUGUUAUUUUCAUUCCAAUGAGCUUAUUAAGGGUAUGUUGUUGUUGCCAUUGCUAUGAGCUCAUUUAGGGUGCGUUUUUGUUGCCAUUGCAAUGAGCUCAUUUAGAGUUGCUGUUGUUUUCAUUCCAAUGAGCUCAGUUGAUUAGCUGAGAAAAAGGGAUUUGGUCAUUUAAUUUAUUCAUCAUGAAGUGAAAAUGGUUAUAGAGAUUAUACUGAGUAUGUUGUUGUUGUCGUGUGACGGUCAUUGUGUGUGUGAAACGGUUUUUUUUUUUUUUGCCCCCUUUUUGUUGUGUGUGUCUAUAACUAUUUGCCACUUCAUUUCUUUUCGUUUUCCUCGACAAAUUUCCUUGUCUUUCUGUUGGGUGAAAAGAUAAGAAUUGCCUAAAAGGGAGGAUGAUAUUUUCUUGUCUUCUCUUAAUUUUCUUCUUCGCUUUUUGCAACAUUUCUGACUCUUUUCGAAUUUGGACAAUUAUAUACAGUAUUUGCAAGAUCAAGAUGGAAAAUCAGGGGAUUCCCCAGCCUCCUCCAGGUGUAAGAUUUAAUCCUACUGAAGAAGAACUUGUUGGAUAUUACCUCAAGAAAUGGGUUAAUUCCGAGCCUGAUGACGGUUUCAUUUUCAUCCCUGAUAUUGAGCCCGGUCUGGAGCCCUGGGACAUCAAAGAUAAAGCUAAAAUACUGGGAUAUGAAGAACAAGAAGAUUGGUAUUAUUUCGUUCUUAAUAACAGGAAAUAUAAGACAGGAACAAAGAUGCAUAGAGCCACAAAAGCUGGAUACUGGAAGGCAUCAGGAUUAGAUAAGGCAGUGUUUUCAAAGAAUGGGGAGCAAAUAGGUACAAAGAGGAGCCUUGCUUUCUAUGAAGGAAGAGCUCCUAAAGGAAAGAGAACUAAUUGGACUGCUUAUGAAUAUCGUCUCCUAACCUCCCAACAUGGACCUCCUGAUCAGCCUCAGGCAUAUCAAGAAUGGGUUAUAUGCAAGGGAUUCAUCAAGAAAAGUCCUCCAAACAAUAAGUCACGGUUAGAAUCGUCGAAUAAUGAUUUGCCUAUUGAAGCAAUUCCUAGCAACCCAAGUUCAACAACGCAUCAUAAUGAUCCUCCCAAUCCAAUAUUUAGCCAAACAUCAAGUUUCAAUCCAUUCACCUUUAAUCCAACUAUGAAUACAUCUCACCAUGAUCAGAAUUAUAUGAGCCAAGUGCCUGAAGGUAACCCAACUAUGUAUACAUCUCACCAUGAUCAGAAUUAUAUGAGCCAAGUGCCUGAAGGUAACCCAACUAUGUAUACUUCUCACCAUGAUCAAAAUUAUAUGAGCCAAGUGCCUGAAGGUAACCCAACUAUGUAUACAUCUCACCAUGAUCAGAAUUAUAUGAGCCAACCCAACUAUGUAUACUUCUCACCAUGAUCAUAAUUAUAUGAGCCAAGUGCCUGAAGGUUACCCAACUGCGUACUCUUAAGAAAAUUGCCAAAACUGACCUCCAGAUUCCGACCUCAAAAGAAGUCGGAAAAUUUACGAUUUUUUAAAAAGAUUUUUAGUGCCAAAAACUAGAAAAGUGGAAACGGACCUCUGGAGGUCAGUUUUUCUAAAAUUAAAAAAAAAAAUUAAUGUCUUAAACCAACAAACACCAAUGAUCUACUUGUAGAAAUGUAUCCUACCAUUGUCUGGGUACGUCGGUUUUGGCAUUUUUGUAGUAGUGGCGGUCUCCAAGAAGAAUAAAAGUGGAGUUUUGUAUGAAGUUAAAGGCAGCUGAUGAGUAUGAAGCAAAAGGUAGAAUACAUAGAAGGAAAUUUGGAGGAAAAAUUGGAAGCUGCAAGAGGGACGUAAAUGGUGGCCUUUAACCACAUUUGGAGAAUACUUCUUUUUUUUUCCUUUCAAAUUUAUUCUGUUUUCAUUGGUUAAUUUGCUCCAUUUUUUAAAUUUGGAUGCUUAUCUUUCUUUAAAGCUUAUAUAUUACAAAAACUAUCUCAUAUAUAAUUAUAAUAACAGUUGUGAUGCUUCGUCGCUCCUAGGUCAAGUCUUUUUCUUUCUUAAAUUUUGAUAGGCAUGCAAGAGUUAUCCAGUAUUUAUAUACCGGUGAAAGCUAAUAUGUACCUAAUAAAAUAAGAGUUUAAUUUGAGUUUUGUGCGUACAUUGUCAGUAAAGAUACUUUUUACGCCAUCAUGUAAUUUCAAAUACUAAAUACAGUAAAAAAAAAUUAAGUAAUUAAUGAGUACUAGUAUGUAAUUAUAAUUUACAAAAAUAAAACUAGUAGCUAGAAAGAUAAGUAUAAUCCUAUUCAACUCUAAUCAUGAACAACGCUUAGUUUUGGUCGUAAUCAUAUUUAUUCCCUCCGUUCACUUUUACUUGUCCACUUUGGACUUUUCACGUUGUUUAAGAAAUAAUAAAUGAAAUACAUAAUUUACCAAUGUACCCAUAUUAAUUGAUGCAUAUUUUUAUUGGCUUUAAAAAAUGAUUUGAAGUAAGUAAUUAAUACUACGGGUAAAACAGGAAAAAAAUAUUGUCUUAUCUUGAUAUGUGAAAAAUGACAAGUAAAAAUGAAAAUCUAUUUUAAAAAUAGUGGAUAAGUAAAAGUGAACGGAGAGAAUAUUUCGUUGUCUAAUUCUGGCGAUUUAUCAUGAUUGUUGGGAUAGUCAUCCCAGCAGAAUCUUAAGAUUGUGCAUAUUUCUAAUAUAAAUAAGUGCGGUGGAGUACGAACACAGCUUCCCAUGCUUGUACGACAAGCUUUAAAAUUUGUACACGCAAUGAAUGUUUGUACCAAAAGCUAUAUAAAUUGCAC
Lycium barbarum (goji berry) is the source of this 3301-nucleotide messenger RNA. RefSeq names its product NAC domain-containing protein 105-like. The transcript has 3 exons. The record is from RefSeq and is a predicted model, not a curated record. Lineage: Eukaryota; Viridiplantae; Streptophyta; Magnoliopsida; Solanales; Solanaceae. Gene Ontology annotation, biological process: regulation of DNA-templated transcription. Gene Ontology annotation, molecular function: DNA binding. The coding region runs from base 928 to 1929 and encodes 333 amino acids.